Molecule: messenger RNA, 2553 nt
Organism: Perca flavescens (yellow perch)
Lineage: Eukaryota; Metazoa; Chordata; Actinopteri; Perciformes; Percidae
Product: ESX-1 secretion-associated protein EspK-like
Exons: 2
Coding region: 320-2269 (649 amino acids)
Source: RefSeq, a predicted model, not a curated record
AGUUAUUCCACUCGGUGCAGCCAAGAAAUGAACAUUGUAUGCGUGAAUGAGCACAUAUACCAUACGUCCGUACACGUAUAUCAUACAGGCAUCAUACUACCUAUUACCUGUUCCUGCUGUUCAAACUACUGUACCAGAUUCUGAACACCAGGAAAGUUAAGUGGAAUCAAGACUUCUGCCCCCUGUGUCUAUCUCUCUAACCGGAGACCCACUGUAGAUGAGGAGCCGGCCUACAACUGUUACCGAUAUACAUACUCAGUCCAGUUAAAAUCUCACAUUGGUCCUUCGAGCCGGAUAUCUUCACCUACAGUGGAACAGAAUGGCAGAAAAGGAAGCAGCAACAGUCCUACCGACAAUACUCGGACAGAGACGGAGCAGACAUCUUCCUGCACACCUGCAAGAUUAUCAGGUGAACCUACCUCAAGCCUUGCUCAUGUCUAAACCUCUUAGUGCCAGCACUCCAGAACUUCGGUCAUCAAGUGGGGAACCAGCAUACUCUCUGACAGGUGACCAGUUACCAGCAGUGCUCGGGCACCAGAUGAGAUUGGAUCAGAGAACACAGGAUGUAGUAGGCAAAGCAGAACUGUCAGCUCUCUCUAGUCAGCUGAGUGGAGAUUUAGGACGUCAGCAUUUCCAACAAGAGGAAGGACAGCACGGAAGUGAAGCGGAUUCAAAGGAGGAUGGCUCCCUAUCUGUUGGCUCUAUCAAAUUCCACGGACUUCCGCAUAGCUCCCACACCCCUGCCUAUGUUCCCAGAUCAACACAAGUGAGUAGUAUUGCUUGGGAUUAUGUCCCACCUUCUGCAUUGCGGCCAGGGCUGCCCGUGUCCACACUGUCUCCAGUGUAUCCACUAGUGUCACUGAUGAGCUAUACAUCCCCUCAGGCUUUAGCUCCAGCAGCAGGUGGCUCUCAAUACAUCCCACAGACAACAUACACCAGUUGGUCACAGCCCCUCAUAGAACAGAGGCCCAUAACUAGUCAAACUCUCCAGCUGCCUUUAAGUACAGCACCAGCUUACCAAAUACCUAUACCUGCCCCUACAUCUUCAAUUUUAACACAGCCAGCCUUCGUACCAGCGUCAGCUACGUCACACCUACACUAUGGUGCACCAACAGCAGCUGCCCAGCAGGUUAGUCAGCUACUACCAACAUGGUCAUCAACGCCAUACGCCCUACCACACAACGUAGCCGGUGGAUUAGCACCGCCCUAUCUCCCAGCUCAGGCAGUUACUCAGCCGUUGCAGCCUUCCUAUCAUCUGCCCUAUCCCCCAGCUCAGGCAGCUACUCAGCCAUUGCAGCCUUCCUAUCAUCUGUCUUAUCCCCCUCAAUAUGCCGCAGCACACAUGCAACUCGGCUCAACAGUUUCGCAGCCAAUGGUACAGUCAUUCACUACUGCACCCCCUCUGCCUAUGCAGCCUGUUCCAGUACUGGCACUCCCAAAGUUAAGGAACAACAGUGAAAGGGAGUUUACAGAUGUGAAAAUGGCACUGGAUCAUCUUCUGAACCCACAUGCUGAGCUGUCGGAACAUUACAAAUAUAGAGUCCUCAUGGAGCAGCUGGUGCUGGAAGAAGCCCGCCUAAUUGCACAUGCUUGCCGCCAUCACGCUCAACCCUACACCGCUGCAAUGCAAGCCCUACAGCAGGAAUUUGGACAGCCUCAUCAGCUUGCCCAAGGGGAAAUCGCUGCAAUCUUGAAUUCACCUGAAGUCAAAGCAGGGGACUUCAAAGCCUUCCAAAGUUUUGCCCUACGUGUUGACUUGUUGGUAGGGAUGCUCACCAUUCUAGAGGGCCCAAAUGGAUUGGAGUUGACGUCAACAGGCCAUGUGGAUAGGCUUCUCAGUAAGCUUCCAAGAAAUUUGAGGGACAGCUUCAUAGAACAUCUGCAAGUACGUGGUCGACUGCGGACACAGGGCCUUAACCUUUACAAUCUCAGAGACCUUGCAGGGUGGAUGAAGGUGAAGGCUGAAGCUCAACGGCUGUCAUCCAAACUUUGUCAACGAAUCCAAACCGAGAAGCCGUUAAUGGCAAAAAGGGACAAAAACGCAGGUUCACCAAAGCAAAGGGCUCCGCCAGUGACCAUCUACCAUGGUAGUGACACCUCCAAGGCUGAGCCUACACCGCUAAUGGCAUCAACACCCCCAACCCUGAAAACAAAGAAAUACAGACUGAGAGUCUGUCUCUUUUGUAAAAGUAACUCACUAUCUCUCACAAUGCCCGACGAUUGUGACACGGACAGCAGAUCAGUGAGAGAUGUGGAUUACAGAGGGUAGAAGAUGUCGUAAGUGUGGUCGCACUGGCCAUGAGCCUGGCACAUGUACAAUAAAGAAGCCAUGCAGUGAAUGUCAGGAGAUUCACCUCCAUGUACUGCACGUCAUUGCUAAGCCAAGUUCAGGUGUCUACAUCAUCACCCCAGUGGAGGGAGCAUCACUUACCCCUAUCAAACAAGUUGCGGGUGUCUAUCUAAAGGUUGUUCCUGUCAUUGUGAGUAAUGAAAGAAAUCAUUGCAUACAUAUGCAAUUCUGGAUGACGGCGCUGAACAAAAACCCUGUGGAAA